GUGCAUUUCUCCCUCCCUGGAGCCGGGCCUCUGGCUCUGGCUCUGGCUCUGGCUCUCCUGUGCAGCAGUGACCAUGGAGUGGGUCAAUGAGACUCUGGUGAGAGAGUUUGUCUUCCUCGGCUUCUCCUCUCUAGCCGGGUUGCAGCAGCUGCUCUUUGUUGUCUUCCUGCUCGUCUACCUGUUCACUCUGGGCACCAACGCCAUCAUCAUUUCCACCAUUGUGCUGGACAGAGCCCUGCACACCCCCAUGUACUUCUUCCUUGCUGUACUCUCCUGCUCUGAGACUUGCUACACCUUCGUCAUUGUACCCAAGAUGCUGGUGGACCUGCUGGCCCAGAAGAAGACCAUCUCCUUCCUGGGCUGUGCCAUCCAGAUGUUUUCCUUCCUCUUCCUUAUCUGCUCUCACUCCUUCCUGCUGGCAGCCAUGAGUUAUGAUCGCUACGUGGCCAUCUGUAACCCUCUGCGCUACACGGUGCUCAUGGGACAUGGGGUGUGUGUGGGACUAGUGGCUGCUGCCUGUUUCUGUGGCUUCACUGUCUCAUUGGUCACCACCUCGCUGGUAUUUCGCCUGCCCUUCCACUCCUCCAACCAGCUCCAUCACUUCUUCUGUGAUAUCUCUCCUGUCCUCAAGCUGGCAUCUCAUCGUUCUCGCCUCAGUCAGUUGGUCAUAUUCAUGCUCGGUGUGUUUGUCUUGGUUAUUCCACUGUUACUCAUCAUGGUCUCCUAUGUCCGCAUCAUCUCUGCCGUUCUAAAAAUUCCUUCGACUGUUGGAAGAUACAAAGCCUUCUCUACCUGUGCCUCCCAUCUCAUUGUGGUAACUGUUCAUUAUGGUUGUGCCUCUUUCAUUUAUUUAAGGCCCAAAUCUAAUUACUCUUCAAGUCAAGACACUCUAAUAUCAGUGUCCUAUACCAUCCUCACUCCUCUGUUCAAUCCAAUGAUUUACAGUCUAAGAAAUAAGGAAUUCAAAUCAGCCCUUCGAAGAGCAAUCAUCCAGACUUCAUAUCCUGUUAAUUAAAAAGCCAAUUUU
Molecule: messenger RNA, 1027 nt
Organism: Vicugna pacos (alpaca)
Lineage: Eukaryota; Metazoa; Chordata; Mammalia; Artiodactyla; Camelidae
Product: olfactory receptor 10K1-like
Biological process (GO): G protein-coupled receptor signaling pathway
Cellular component (GO): membrane
Molecular function (GO): G protein-coupled receptor activity; olfactory receptor activity
Source: RefSeq, a predicted model, not a curated record